Molecule: messenger RNA, 1842 nt
Organism: Orycteropus afer afer
Lineage: Eukaryota; Metazoa; Chordata; Mammalia; Tubulidentata; Orycteropodidae
Source: RefSeq, a predicted model, not a curated record
AUGCUCUACAAGAAUGUCAGGAUACCGAUAGGAGACGAAGAAGACGGCUUUGAGGACCAGGACCAGGAUGAGUCCACUUACCUGCUUCCAGAGAAUGAGAAGGAACUAGAGAAGUUCAUUCAUUCAGGCUCCGAUGGCGGCGGCCGCGCUGAGGCACUUGGCUCAGGUAAAUGUUCGUGUAAAUGCUCGCAGGUGCGACUGGGCCGGCAGCGCUCGAGAAGCCCGGAGACCCUCUGUGUCGUCAGGGAACAGCGAGUGGGCUGUGUGACCUUUGAGGACGUGGCCAUUGACUUCUCCCAGGAGGAGUGGGGGCUCCUUGAUGAGACUCAGAGGCUGCUGUACUGUGAUGUGAUGCUGGAGAACUUUGCAAUCCUAGCGUCCCUGGGUUCUUGGCUUGAAAAAGAGGACGAGGAGGCAUCUUCUAAGCAGAGUCUCUCUGUAGAAGGAAUAUCACAGGUCAAGAUGUCAAAGCCAGGUUUAUCCACCGAGAACACUCACCCCUGGGAGAUGGGUGUCCCAUUCCUGAAAGACAUUUUACACCUGACUGAGCAAAUGACAUACCCUGAGCAGAAUCUCUGCUCAGGUGGGGCAUGCGUGAGAUGCUUCUGGAUGAGAGCAAGCCUUCGCCAGCACCACAGGCGCCACAGUGGAGAGAAACCCUUCAGAAAAGACGAGGACAAGCCCUCGGUUAUGAAGAGCUGCACAUUCUGUGUGUCAGGGAUGCCUUUCACCUGUGGGGAUGUUGGGAAGGACUUCCCAUCAACCCCAAGCCUUCUCCGGCCCCAGGCCACUCGUAAGAGUGAGAAGCCACCCAGCAGCGUCAACUGUGGAGAGGCCUUUCACAGUGGAAAAAGACUUUGCAAGUGGGUUAAAUGUGGGAAAUCUUCCAGUCACAAACACACACUUGUUCCCCACGAGAGCAUCUGCACUGGAGAGGGACAUUGUGUGGGUACCAAAUGUGGGAAAGGUGUCAGCUGCGAGUACAGACUUAUUCAGCACCAGGAGAUUCACACUGGAGAAAGGCCAUAUGAGUGUGGCGAAUGUGGAAAAUCCUUUAGAUACAAGUGCUUACUCAUUUACCAUCAGAGAGUUCACACUGGAGAAAGGCCCUAUAAGUGUGAGGAAUGUGGGAAAUCCUUUAGAGAUUCCUCAACCCUCAUUCAACAUCGGAAAAUUCACACUGGAGAAAAGCCUUACGAGUGUAGCAAAUGUGGGAAAUUCUUUACCCAGAGUUCAAACCUUAAGAAACACCAGAGAAGUCACACUGGAGGACGACCUUAUGAGUGCAGGGAAUGUGGGAAAUUCUUUAGCUAUUGCUCCUACCUAAGUAAACACAAGAGGAUUCACACAGGAGCAGAGCUAUAUGAAUGUUGUGAAUGUGGAAAAUCCUUUAGCCGAGGGUCCAGCCUCCUUCACCACCAGAGAAUUCACACUAAAGUUAGUGCCCAUGAGUGUGCUGAAUGUGGGAGAUCCUUUAGAUACAAAUGUUUACUCAUUUACCACCAGAGAAUUCACACUGGAGAAAGGCCUUAUCAGUGUGCGGAAUGUGAGAAAUCGUUUAGAGAACGCUCAGUCCUCAUUCAGCAUUGGAGGGUUCACACUGGAGAAAGGCGUUAUGAGUGUGGGCAAUGUGGGAAGUCAUUUAGUCACUGUAAAUCCUUCAUUAGACACCAGAGAGAUCACACUGGAGAAGGACCUUAGAUGUGCAGGGAAUGUGCUGUUUCCUUGUUCAGAAUAACACCACUUGAGAUUUCCUGCCUGCUAGAUAUUGGUCACAGGUGGUUUGAGUACCUGGUGGACAGGUUUGUGAUGGUGACACAUCUGGAACCACAAGCAGUGUGA